CUGCGGUCUUACCGAACACAUUUUCUUGUUUUUUUCUUUCGUGGAAAUGGAAAUUGAUUUGGGAUUCGCGGAAAAAAGUGACGAUGCCGCCUGGCUAAGUAACCGUUACUUUCCCAGCAAGUUGGGUGGACAGCCAGCCUGGCUGGAACUGGACUUACUGCCGUCCACGUCGCAGAUGCAGUGCAGCAAGUGCCAGGCUCCCAAAUCCUUCCUGGCCCAGCUCUACGCCCCCUUCGAGGAUGACUUCAACUUCCACCGCUCGAUCUAUGUGUUUCUCUGCCGGAAUCCCGACUGCCAGGAGGCCCAGAGUGCGGGGAAUUUCACAGUGCUGAGGUCACAGUUGCCGCGUAAAAACAAGUUCUUCGCUGAGGAGGAGCCAAGCGAUGUGGGAGGUCCCUUGCCCUCCGUUACCGGCCCGAAGAAGUUGUGCGCCGCCUGUGGAUGCCAUGCUCCUCACGCCUGCAGCAAAUGCAAGGCUAUCCACUACUGCUCCUCGGAGCACCAGCGGGCCCACUGGCCACAGCACAAGCCAAACUGCGGAGCAUCAGGAGGAUCCACUGCUAAAUCUCUGCCCCAAAUAGUCUUCCCAGAAUUCGAGAUUGUGAUGGACAGCAAUCCCAUAGAAUCCGGAGAGGAAGACAAAGACGACGAGGCUCGCUUGGCCGAGUUUCAGGAGCUGGAGGCCAGUGGUAAGACGGGAGACCUGAGCAACGUUUCAGAGGCGGAGAUGGACAAGUACUUUGGAAACAAUACGGCUGCCGAUGACAAGACCUUCCGUCAGUUCAAAAAGCAAACGGCCGCCGAACCCGAUCAAAUUGUGCGAUACAAACGGGGUGGUCAGCCGCUGUGGAUCACCAACGUGGCCACAACUGUGGAGGAUCAACUUAAGGAGCUGCCCAACUGCGCAGUUUGUGGAGGUGCCCGCCAGUUUGAGUUCCAAAUCAUGCCGCAAAUGCUGACUCUACUCGAAGACGAAAACCUCGACUGGGGCGUCCUGGCGGUGUACACUUGUGCCAAGAGCUGCCCCAUCGAGGGCUACGUGGAGGAGCUGCUUAUCAAGCAGGACAUUGCGGCGGAGGAACAGAGUUGACAUUAAAAUGCAUACAUAUAAA
Drosophila suzukii is the source of this 1112-nucleotide messenger RNA. RefSeq names its product Zinc finger protein RP-8 (gene Zfrp8). The record is from RefSeq and is a predicted model, not a curated record. NCBI's taxonomy places the organism in Eukaryota, Metazoa, Arthropoda, Insecta, Diptera, Drosophilidae. Gene Ontology annotation, cellular component: nucleus; cytoplasm.